Messenger RNA from Lolium rigidum, 432 nucleotides. RefSeq names its product E3 ubiquitin-protein ligase EL5-like. Lineage: Eukaryota; Viridiplantae; Streptophyta; Magnoliopsida; Poales; Poaceae. The transcript has a single exon. The record is from RefSeq and is a predicted model, not a curated record. The coding region runs from base 1 to 432 and encodes 143 amino acids.
AUGGACCCCGACGUCGCCUUCCACCUCGAGAUCACCGCGGUGGUCGCCGUGGCGUUGAUCAUCGUCGCCGUCGCCUCCCGCAGCGCCUGCGAAGGAGCUGCCGACGUCGCGGCCGGCACUACGGGGCGCGCCGCGGUGCACGCCACGGACGUCGAGAGCGCCCUCGGCGACGUCACGCUCAUGACGUACGAGCAGGCGGCCACCGGGAAGGUGAAGGAGGAGGAGCGCUGCGCCAUGUGCCUGUCGGAGUACGGCGAGGACGGCGAGCUGGUGCGGGUGGUGUCGGCGUGCGGGCACUUCUUCCACGCGAGGUGCGACGUCGACAGGUGGCUCCGGAAGAGCCGGACGUGCCCGCUCUGCCGCGGCGGGCUCUGGCCGCAGCCGCUGCCGGGGUUGCCACAGCCGGAAUGCCCGCCGAUGCCACCGCACUAG